CUUUUAUAUCCGAUAUCUAAAACGCUCUCAAGUAUAGCACAAUCCACAACAACAAAAAGUACAAAUCUUACUCUUCUUUUCAGCUAGAUUUUACUAAUCACUCGCCAAGAACAACCAAUGGCCGUUCGAUCAACCGGUCACUUGAAAAACGUAGUGCAGAGGUUAAGAACUUACACGAAGGCGACAACCGUACCAAGAUCCAAAGCGUAUUCUACGGCGGCAACAGAGUAUGGUGGCCAGAGAACCGCCACCACAGCGGCAGCAACAAAAGGUGACUUCACACCAGUUUACGUCUCCAUAGGAUUGAUUUCAUUGUCAGUAACAUUUGGUGUCUACACUGCGUAUCUUCAUCUACAUGAAAACCCUGGCGUACGUGUCAACAAGAAGAUGAGAGAGACCGUUCCCGAGAUCGAAGAUCCAGAUAGAGUUCUAAACGAAGCGGACCGGUUCGCUAACAGGUCUUGGUUUAGGAAAAUAGCUCACGUUCAAGAGUUUGACAAGCAGGAUGUGAUCUCUGACCCAAUCAGGAAAGACCAGUUUGCUCAUAAACCUCGUGCCUUGACGCUUAAGGAUGUUGGCGUUGAUCCUAAGAUAUCGGCUGCUGCAGCUCACUAAGUUUUUAUGAAGGCUGGUUUAUGUGUUUUGUUUUCCAUGUUUCUGUCGAUAAAUAAAACAUCUGAAGGAGAUCAAAGAGUUUUCAAAUGGGUCGGUUAAGGUUUUAUCCUGUUUCCUCUUGGAUGUAUUACAGUGAUCAAGCAACUUUUGAGUGUAUUUGUGUUGUUUCAACAGCAUGUAAAUUAUCUAAUGAAAUUUCGGUCGAAGUAAUAAUACAACUUCGUUUUGCUUCU
Molecule: messenger RNA, 848 nt
Organism: Arabidopsis thaliana (thale cress)
Lineage: Eukaryota; Viridiplantae; Streptophyta; Magnoliopsida; Brassicales; Brassicaceae
Product: NFU1 iron-sulfur cluster protein
Exons: 2
Coding region: 118-615 (165 amino acids)
Source: RefSeq, marked reviewed